Bombyx mori (domestic silkworm) is the source of this 1240-nucleotide messenger RNA. Its product is annotated as transmembrane protein 50A. The record is from RefSeq and is a predicted model, not a curated record. The coding region runs from base 610 to 1083 and encodes 157 amino acids. Lineage: Eukaryota; Metazoa; Arthropoda; Insecta; Lepidoptera; Bombycidae. Gene Ontology annotation, biological process: protein targeting to vacuole; late endosome to vacuole transport via multivesicular body sorting pathway. The transcript has 4 exons.
UGUGACAUUUACAUGACAGACUUUUUGUUGGGAGCGCGAGAAGCGAAGUUGUGUGAAUUGUUUUAUUUUGUCUAUUUAGUGUUUUUUCAGGAUUAAUUAUGUAAUAGCGGUGGUUUAUUGACUGUUUAGUAUCUGUGAAAGUGUCCAAAUGUGAGUAAAUGAAACAAAGCCACUGGGCGUAGUUUCUCGAGAACCACUAAAAAGUCUACCGAAAUCACCAUUUUACUGAGAUAAUUCCUACCUCAUUUCAUUCACACCGUUUCAUCUCAUAUCAUCUUAUUGCAUUUCAUUUUAUUUAAUUUCAUGCCAAUUGAUUAAUGUUUCAAAUUAAACAACUCAAUUUCAUUUCACUUUGUAUUAAGAUUUUUCAUAAAAUAAAAAAUUAAACAUUAGGCUGUAUGGUAUGAAUCUUAAUAUACCGUUACCUUUCCAGUUGGAAAAAUAGAGCUUCAACUUUACAUGACAUUAACGCUGUCAAGCACUUUUAUUUGUUAAUUUGAUAAAACUAUUUACAAAGCUACAGAAAGGAUUAAAAUUACAUCUAGAGCAUUUCAAAAUAGAUCUAAUAAAGACUUUUAGUACCUUCGUUUAAAUAUAAUAUUAAUCACCAUGAGUUGUUUCGAAAACAUAAGCAUGCCGAGCUGUGUUUGGUUCGAAAGCGGUGAGAAACGAAACAUUAUGGCAUCAAUAUUAGCGGGACUGCUGUUUUUCGCAGGAUGGUGGUUUAUAAUUGAUGCGGCUUCUGUAUACCCAGGGGAUCUGCCUAAUGCAGCUCAUGUAUGUGGAGUGAUGGCCACCCUGUCAAUGAUAAUGGUCAAUUCGGUGUCAAAUGCACAGGUUCGUGGAGAAACAUACACAGGUGGUUGCAUGGGACCGCGUGGUGCCAGACUUUGGCUCUUCCUUGGAUUCGUUGUUGGUUUUGCGUCCCUCAUUGCUGCCUGCUGGAUACUCUUUGCGAACUAUGUUAAUGCUAGUUCCUCCAAACACGCCUGGCCUGGAGUGGGUUUGUUCAUGCAAAAUGCCUUCAUUUUCGCUGGAUCUCUCGUGUUUAAGUUCGGACGCACUGAGGAUCUUUGGUCUUAAGCUUAAAAUCUACAUAGUAAAAGUAAUAUUAUUUAAUUAAAAAAUACUCCCAACUUGUAUCUGUUAUUAUUAAUCGCUUCCUAAUAAUAAAAUGAGGUGACUUUGUUUUUAUUAGUUUGUAAUUAAAUUUUCUAUAAUAAACUAUAUGAUUCCAUUA